Messenger RNA from Microthlaspi erraticum, 327 nucleotides. The record is from the annotation of a GenBank genome assembly. NCBI's taxonomy places the organism in Eukaryota, Viridiplantae, Streptophyta, Magnoliopsida, Brassicales, Brassicaceae.
AUGGUGGGACUAGCUCAACCAAUGCCUAAGAAGGUAAAGGUCAAGCUAUGGGACCUUAAACAAGCUCACUUGGGAGGAAGUCCCAUGUGUCAAGGAGCCAGCUCGACCGACAGCUCGAUCGAGCUAGAAACCAGGGCAACUCGAUCGAGCUACACAACUCGACCAGGUACUUUAGUGAAAAACAGUAACAAGAUGUUGACAGUGAGGGAAGCCGCGUCACAGAGGAAAGGAGAGAAGCAAGGGAGAGAAAGGCUGCAAGAUGAAGGAUUUGGAGAUGAGACGAGAAGAGAUGGAAGAGAUCUGAUGCAGGGGAUAUGUCUACUCUGA